This is a messenger RNA of Tripterygium wilfordii, 784 nucleotides long. RefSeq names its product non-specific lipid transfer protein GPI-anchored 19-like. The record is from RefSeq and is a predicted model, not a curated record. Lineage: Eukaryota; Viridiplantae; Streptophyta; Magnoliopsida; Celastrales; Celastraceae. The coding region runs from base 5 to 592 and encodes 195 amino acids. The transcript is spliced from 3 exons.
GUCUAUGUUUUUCUCAAUGGGGGCUAAUUUGUGUUAUGGGGACUUUUCACAAACACUUGGUGAGUCAAUGAAUCAAGCAUAUUUGGUCCAAGACAGCAAUGGUUCUCCUCCUAGUGAUUCAAUGCCAUGUAUCAAGAAACUCAUGCCUUGUGAACCAUACCUUGGAAAGCCAACAACUCCGCCGGCAUCAUGUUGCGUGCCGUUGAAGGAGAUGGUGAAAGAUGAGAAGCAGUGUUUGUGUGAUGUCUUCAACAAUGCUGCUUUCUUGAAGUCUCUCAAUAUCACUCAAGAGAUUGCAUUGCAACUACCCAAAGCUUGUGGUGCUCCUGUUGACAUUUCUGUUUGCAAGAAAGGAGCAUCAUCACCACCUUCUGGUUCUCCAGCAGUUCCAUCGCCACCAUCUAGUUCUCCGGCAGUUCCAUCACCACCAUCUGGUUCUCCAGCUCCUCCUAAAUCUUCUGAUAACAGUUCUUCUUCUUCUUCGAGCAGUAGCAGCCCCAAAGCAGCAAGUGCAGGAUAUGCAAUCAGUCGUAAUAUCUGGGGACAUGUCUACAUGGUCUUGUUCGCGGCUUUAAUUUUUUCAGCACUCUAGGCUCUCAUGAUCAGUUGUCAUAUUCUUCUUCGCAGUGAGGACUAGCCGUCUAGUUUUUAAUUUAAUUUAAUUUUAUUGUUCUGUCAAAAAUUUCGAAGUAUUGACUAGUUGUUUGGACUUGUGUGGUCGUUCAUUUUUGGAGCUCAUGUAGCUGUUGCUAUAACUAUGAGCAUAAUUUGAGUUUGAAAUUAG